Tetranychus urticae (two-spotted spider mite) is the source of this 1007-nucleotide messenger RNA. RefSeq lists its product as uncharacterized. Lineage: Eukaryota; Metazoa; Arthropoda; Arachnida; Trombidiformes; Tetranychidae. The record is from RefSeq and is a predicted model, not a curated record.
GAUUCGAUAUUCAUGGUAUUUACCUUUCAUGAGUUGAUCAGUGCAGUUGAAGUUAAUUUGAAUGGUUGUGUCAUGAUUGGAAACCGAUUAAUAGUGUUUUCUCUGGGGUUUAUCACUCUGUGUAGUGUUACAGCAACCCAUCAAGUUAAUGUUACAAGUAAUAGUGAAAAGGUUCAACAUGAUCAAAACAAAGGUUCAAUUGGCCAUCCAUCCAAAUCAUUUGUAAGUCGUUUAUGGGAUCUUUUGCCAUCAGCUACAGAACACCAUCCAAAAGAUAAACACCACGAAGAGCAUCAUGAUGUUAAAGACUCUGAUUUUGGACACCAUUGGGGUCACUGGAAAGGACACGAUGAAAAAUGGGACAAUGGAGCCAAGAAACAUCAUGCCCAUGAUAAGGACGAGGAAAAGUUUGGCUACUCUAAACAUAUGAAAGAGCAUGAUAAACAUCACCAUAAAGAGUAUCACCGAAAAAAACAUGGCAACUUCCACCGAGAAGAUGGUAAAAAAUAUCAUCACCAUGAAGAUAAAGGACACGGCAAUGAAAAGAAAUGGCAUUGGGACAAAGCUGGCGAAAAGAUAAGGAAAUGGGGCGAUGAGAAGGAACAUGAUGACCACCACCGACACCGUCAUAAGGAUGAUCACCACCACCACAAACACCACCAUGAAAACCAUAAAGAUGAACAUGGCCACGAUGGCGAUCACGAGAAGCACAGUCAUGAUCAUCAUCGUCACAAGGAUCAUUGGAACCACCAUCACGACAAAGAUCAUCACGGAGGCGAUCAUGGUAAACAUGGCCAUCACGCUGAGUACCAUCACCAUUAUAAACACCAUAAACCAGCUGAUCCACAUGACCAUUGGCAUCACAAGAAAUGAUAGCCGUUAAAUAUUAUAGUCAUAUUUUAAUAAGUUAAAUUUGUAAUCGCUAAUUUUCUCAGUUAAACUAUUGAUUUAAUUUAUUUCUCCACUCUAUCCAUAUCUGUUAAUAAUAAAAUACUGAUUUUCUGUUA